AUGGCACCUAACAAGGACCGUAAAGAGUCAAAGUUCUCCCACUUGCCGUUGAGCACCAGCGGCCCCAUCAGCUGCGCCGUCACCGGCACCGCCUUGCUGAACACGCCGUACCUCAACAAGGGUACUGCGUUUCCAGAGGACGAGCGCCGAGAGUUCAACCUCACGGGCUUGCUGCCGCAGAGCGUCCAUAGCCUGGAGCAACAGCUGCAUCGCGCCUAUGAACAAUACAAGACCCGGCAAGAUGACCUUGCGAAGAAUACGUUCUUGACGUCGUUGAAGGAGCAGAAUGAAGUGCUGUACUACCGGGGGCUGACAAGCAGGCAGCUCUUGCAAGAGCAUCUCCCUGAGAUGUUCAGCAUCGUAUAUACACCGACAGAGGGCGACGCCAUUCAGAACUUUUCCCGCCUCUUCAGGAGACCCGACGGCUGCUUCCUCAACAUCAACGACAUUGACCGGGUGUAUCACGACCUCGCUCAGUGGGGACGGCCAGAGGACAUUGACUACAUCGUGGUCACCGAACUUGAAGACGGCGAAGAAAUCCUUGGCAUCGGGGACCAAGGCGUCGGCGGCGUCUUGAUCUCCGUGGCAAAACUUGUCCUCACAACACUUUGCGCCGGCGUGCACCCUAACAGGACACUUCCCGUUGUGUUAGAUUGUGGCACAGACAAUGAGGAGCUUCUGAACGAUGAAUUGUACCUGGGUCUCCGCCAGAAUCGUGAGCGGGGACACAAGUAUGACCGUUUUGUCGAUGAAUUCGUCAAAGCUGCCAGGAGGCUGUAUCCGCGCGCUUAUAUCCACUUUGAGGAUUUUGGUCUUACAAAUGCAAGAAGAAUUCUGGACCAAUAUCGCCCUCACAUCCCUUGCUUCAACGAUGAUGUGCAAGGAACCGGCUGCGUGACGUUGGCCGCGAUCAUGGCUGCUUUGCAUGUGAGCAAGCAGAAGCUCUCAGAUCUGCGUCUGGUGAUUUUUGGCGCCGGAUCAGCUGGCGUCGGCAUCGCGGACCAAGUCAGGGACGCUAUUGCUGCUGAGAGGAAUGUCGGCAAAGAGGAGGCGGCCAAGCAUAUCUGGCUUAUCGACAAGCCCGGCCUGCUGACCACCGAAAGCGAGCUGUCGGCCGCCCAAAAGGUUUUUGCACGGGACUCAUCUGAAUGGAAGGACAAAGACGGCUCGCUUCUCGAAGUCGUCAAAACAGUCAAGCCCAACGUACUGGUCGGCACCUCUACCAAACCCAAAGCCUUCACCGAGGAAAUUGUCCGGGCCAUGGCCGAGGGCGUUGAAAGGCCCAUCAUCCUCCCACUCUCAAACCCCACGCGUCUGCACGAGGCUGUGCCCGAGGACCUUUACAAAUGGACCGAUGGCAAGGCUCUUGUUGCGACGGGGUCGCCGUUUAAGCCUGUCAAGGGACCUUGGGGCGAGGGUGGCAAGGAAGUUGAGAUUGAAGUUGCAGAGUGUAACAACUCUGUUGUGUUCCCCGGCAUCGGACUGGGCUCCGUGCUUUCCCGCGCGAGGUUGGUUACGGAUAAGAUGCUCGUGGCGGCAAUCGAGGGUGUUGCUUCUUUGAGUCCAGCGUUGAAGGACCAGAAGGCGCCCCUCUUGCCCGGCGUCGACGUCGUCAGAGAUGUCAGUGUGAGGGUCGCGAGGAACGUGAUCAAGGCUGCAAUCGAGGAGGGCGUUGCGACGGAAGAAGGUAUCCCUGACAACGAUGAGGAUUUGGAUGAGUGGAUUCGGGAGCAGAUGUGGUUUCCCGAGUACCGGCCCCUCAAGCUUGUAGAGUUCAGUGAGGCGAGUAGGGAGGCCAAGGGGGAGAUGAAGGUCGCGGGCAGUUUGGCCAAGGUUGGGAAUUGGUGA
Molecule: messenger RNA, 1848 nt
Organism: Colletotrichum spaethianum
Lineage: Eukaryota; Fungi; Ascomycota; Sordariomycetes; Glomerellales; Glomerellaceae
Product: NAD-dependent malic enzyme, mitochondrial
Exons: 5
Coding region: 1-1848 (615 amino acids)
Biological process (GO): pyruvate metabolic process; malate metabolic process
Cellular component (GO): mitochondrion
Molecular function (GO): NAD binding; malate dehydrogenase (decarboxylating) (NAD+) activity
Source: RefSeq, a predicted model, not a curated record